AUGGCGAUUACGACUGCGGUGACUCUGCCGCCAGCAUCGAGAAAGCUUUAUCUGGAGCCAGCACCUAUUUUUGACGCCUCAGAUGUCGCCGAUAAACGCAGACAAACCUUGAAACGUUUGCUAGAAAACGGCCAUUCAACAGUAGCGCCUCUCCGCGAGCCAAAGCUAAUACUUCAUAGCCACCUUCCUCAUUUGUUGGGAUCAGCUUAUAUCCUUGGUGCUAGCAGCAAGCUACUAGAAGAGCUAUACGAACACGAAAUCACGGAAUUGAUUCAUGUCGAUGACAAGUUUAUUCGAGGGCACAGUAUUUCUACUGAGAAUUGGAGGGACUUUCUUACGCAGAAAGAGUACACGGUUGCCUAUGUUGACUUUUUUGAUGAGCAAGUAGCGACCGAAAAUGGGGAUUGGAAGAAGGUCCUUCAAGAGUACCUAUAUUCCGGAUCAGAGCCCAUUAUUAAUGGGUUAAUUGGUGGCCUUGGCCAUCCAUUUAUCCACCUUGCGUAUGCCUGGGAACUGCAGAGCGGAGAGGUAGCAACGGAAGGGCUGAGCUUGGCUUGUACUGAGUACAUUGGACUUCACGGCCUCCUCGAUCACAGUCCUCCUGACAAUUCUACGUAUAAGACGACCAAUCUUGUCGAUGUCAUAACACGCGUUCGUGAUGACAAGCGCUUUGAUGGGCUGUUCUCAAAUCAGGGAAUUACGAAUAUUGAGGCCUUGCUUCAAAAGCGCUUUGAUGCUCUCCUGGAACACUGGAAUGCCUGGCAGAUUACCGAUCCCACCACUCAGCUUGAACAGUGUUGUGAUCUAUCCGUAUUACUUGGAAUUGGCACUGGUGAUAAAGAAGGAAAGUUUGAUUUCUAUCUGAUUCAUGUGAUGACUGUUGCUCAUGCCAUCCGCAUUCUAUGGCAAACUUUCCCAGAGGAUAGGCAGUCAGCGAUCCUGAGACAGUACGGAUUAUUCGUACUCCUUGUCUACAUUUGCCAGCAAAAGCCAAAUUUCUCUGAGGAUACAGCUGAAUCAAUCUCCUCAGUCUGCCUAAGUAACCAUGACUGGAAAUGGGUAGUAGAAAAGGCAUUGAGUCACAAAUGGGCUAAGGAUUCCCAUUUCUUCAAGGCCGUGCGCGCUCCCAAAGCCUUUUCCGAAACGUAUGGGAAGAAAGAUGAAUUUUAUCUAAAGGCGUCUCUGAAGUAUGUCACUGAGUUCAAUGGGUGGGAGGGAUUUGGAGAGGGAGUCGAAGGCUUCCUCCCAAGCCGAGAUGGCUAUAGACCGGAGGAUAAUUGA
Molecule: messenger RNA, 1281 nt
Organism: Talaromyces proteolyticus
Lineage: Eukaryota; Fungi; Ascomycota; Eurotiomycetes; Eurotiales; Trichocomaceae
Exons: 4
Coding region: 1-1281 (426 amino acids)
Molecular function (GO): oxidoreductase activity
Source: RefSeq, a predicted model, not a curated record